Messenger RNA from Aspergillus puulaauensis, 303 nucleotides. RefSeq lists its product as uncharacterized. The transcript is spliced from 2 exons. The record is from RefSeq and is a predicted model, not a curated record. Bases 1 to 303 code for a protein of 100 amino acids. NCBI's taxonomy places the organism in Eukaryota, Fungi, Ascomycota, Eurotiomycetes, Eurotiales, Aspergillaceae.
AUGUGGCUCGGCUGCCAAACCAGUCGAUUGACAGUCUGCGACCGCUUUGUGGUGGUUCUGAGCCCAAAUGGCCUGACCCUUCACUGCUCGAUCGGCGGAUAUGCCUCGGUUGGUCGGCCUUGUGGUGACCCGAACACCCUCGCGGCCCUUGUGUUUUACGAAAUAUUGGCUGGAGACUGGACGAAAACCCUCGCCUGGGCGGUCGACUCGUGGUUGCUGGAUGGAGCUCUGUCCACGGUUUUCGCAAACUCUGCCCUUUCGGGAACGAUCGUUCCUGCCGUGGGUUCCUCCACUCUUAUUUGA